Molecule: messenger RNA, 1055 nt
Organism: Lutra lutra (Eurasian river otter)
Lineage: Eukaryota; Metazoa; Chordata; Mammalia; Carnivora; Mustelidae
Product: tubulin alpha chain-like
Biological process (GO): mitotic cell cycle; microtubule cytoskeleton organization
Cellular component (GO): cytoplasm; microtubule
Molecular function (GO): GTP binding; structural constituent of cytoskeleton
Source: RefSeq, a predicted model, not a curated record
AUGCAUGAUACCAGGAAGUGGCUGCCGGCACCUAGACUUUUUCUAAAGAAAAUAUCUGCUGCGGAACAGCUGCUACACGGCCCUACAGCUGCUGACUGGCAGGGGAACAUGGAGUCCGACUGGUCUCUGCCAAUACCCGCUGUUGCCAAAAACCCAUGCCUCUGCUGCUGCCACUGCCAGAGACAAAAACUCAUCUCACUUCUACCUUCUAAACUCAUAUUUGAUGGAGCCCUGAACGUUGAUCUGACAGAAUUCCAGACCAACCUGGUGCCCUAUCCCUGUAUCCACUUCCCUCUGGCCACCUAUGCCCCUUUCAUCUCUGCUGAGAAAGCCUACCAUGAACAGCGUUCUGUAGCAGAGAUCACCAACGUGUGCUUUGAGCCAGCCAACCAGAUGGUGAAAUGUGACCCUCGCCAUGGUAAAUACAUGGCUUGCUGCCUGUUGUACCGUGGCGAUGUGGUUCCCAAAGAUGUCAAUGCUGCCAUUGCCACCAUCAAGACCAAGCAUACCAUCCAGUUUGUGGACUGGUGCCCCACUGGCUUCAAAGUGGGCAUUAAUUACCAGCCUCCCACUGUGGUGCCCGGUGGAGACCUGGCCAAAGUCUAGCAAGCUGUGUGCAUGCUGAGCAACACCACAGCCAUCGCUGAGGACUGGGCUUGCCUGGACCACAAGUUUGACCUGAUGUAUGCCAAGCGUGCCUUUGUUCACUGGUAUGUGGGGGAGGGCAUGGAGGAAGGAGAGUUUUCUGAGGCUCGUGAGGACAUGGCUGCCCUUGAGAAGGAUUAUGAGGAGGUUGGUGUGGAUUCUGUUGAAGGAGAGGGUGAAGAAGAAGGAGAGGAAUACUAAAGUGAAAAAUGUCACAAAGGUGCUGCUUUUACAGGGAAGCUUAUUCUGUUUUGAAUAUUGAUAAGUUGUGCUCUGAUCAGUUAAUUUGUAUGUAGCAGUGUAUACUCUCAUAUACAAUUACUGACCUAUGCUUUAAAACACAACGCUUUGUUACAGACCCAAGCUGUCCAUUUCUCUGAUGGGUUUGAAUAAAGUAUUCCCUGUCUUAA